Messenger RNA from Erpetoichthys calabaricus (reedfish), 979 nucleotides. Its product is annotated as protein FAM200A-like. Lineage: Eukaryota; Metazoa; Chordata; Cladistia; Polypteriformes; Polypteridae. The coding region runs from base 1 to 918 and encodes 305 amino acids. The transcript has 4 exons. The record is from RefSeq and is a predicted model, not a curated record.
AUGUCUGCUAAUUUCAUCCGUGACGAAAACUCUAUUCCGAGCAUUGUCCUCAGAAAACCUAAUGAUCACGAGUGCUACAUUCCAGUCGAAUCUCCGAUUCAAAAUGCUGAAGAAGAUUUCAACCGAUUGCUGUUUUACACAGAAGUGUGUUGGCUACCAAGAGGUACUUGUCUGACUCGAUUUUAUAAUCUGUUUGACUCUGUGAUAGAGCUCUUGGAAAACAAAGACACAGAAUUGCGCAACAACCUCAUCACAUCAAAGAAUGAUAUUGCGUACUUGACAGACCUGUAUAAAUUGUUUAAUGAUAUCAAUCUCCAACUUCAAGGUGACGACUUGAACUUGAUUAAAACAAAAAAUAUCGUUGCUGCUUUCGUAGCCAAACUGCUCUUACACAAGAAAAACAUCGGCAGACGUGAGUUUCACAAUUUCCCUAAUUUAUCAGCAGUACCCUUCAUCAACGACGACUUGCUUGUUUACUGCCAACAUUUGGAGAACCUCCACAGUGAUUUCAAAGAACGGUUCCAGGACAUUUUAAAAUUGGAAAUACCGGACUGGGUGUUGGAUCCUUUUUCAAAUGUCAACACAGCAGGAUCAUCUCAGCUUGAGGAAGAACUUAUAGAACUGACAACGAACGAGGAAAUAAAAAUCAAAUUCAAAAAUGGCUACCAAGAAUUUUGGCUACAAAAGCCAAUCCCACAAUUGUACCCUGGAUUGUGGUCGAUUGUUCAACGAUUUUUGAUAGCAUUCCCAUCGUCAUAUUUGUGUGAACGUGGAUUUAGUGCUGUGGCAACGCUGCUAACUAAAAAGAGGAAUCGCUUGCAUGUUACCGAACGCGGUGACUUACGGCUGUUUUUGAGUAAAUUCGAACCUGAUAUUAACAAACUUGUUAAAAAUCAUCAGAUUCAUCCUUCACAUUAGAUAAGUUUUAAAAUUUUAAUUGAAAUGUUUGUUUUAAUUUGAAUAAAAGUCUUUUUAAAUA